Molecule: messenger RNA, 3460 nt
Organism: Camelus dromedarius (Arabian camel)
Lineage: Eukaryota; Metazoa; Chordata; Mammalia; Artiodactyla; Camelidae
Product: cell surface glycoprotein 1-like
Exons: 9
Coding region: 1-2634 (877 amino acids)
Source: RefSeq, a predicted model, not a curated record
AUGGCAGACUCAGGGACCUGGCCCACUGGCACGGGCCUGCUGACCCAGACCAGCUCUGCCCACUUCCUCCCCACCUGCUCACGUGGUCGUGGGGCUGACCGAGGCCUGGCUCAGACGCAGCAGCCUGAGGGCACCAGGGAGGCCCGGCUGCAGCUGGGGCGGUGCAAGAAAUUCCAGGCCAAGAUGCCACACGGUCAAGGGGGUCUCCGCCUUGGCACUCCCCCUGAGCUCCGCACCGACGGAGACGAGAGGCUGGGCGAGCUCUUCUCCAGCGCCACUGGCGGCUCUCCCCCUCGCCGCAUUGCGUGGGUCACAGGGGCUGGGGUUGGGGGUGACCCCGAGCCGCCAGGUCCGGGUGAUGGGCCCCCCGAAGCCGCCCAAACCAUCCCAACACCAGAGCCCCACAAGCCUCGCCCUGUGAGCCUCUCCUUGCGGCAGCCUCAUCAGCCAGUCACGGCCGUCACACGAGUCUCCGAGAAGUUCUCUGGGGAGACCUCAGCCACAGCUCUCUCGCCCACGUCUGCUGCCAUCCUGGGGGGCCUCAGCUCAAGCCCCAGCGCGGCCACCACAUCCUGGACUCCCAGUCCCAGUGCCCAGCCGCUGCCUCAUUUCACAUUCAGUGGGGUGGAGGCCCGGGGCCUGUGCGAGCUAGUGAUGGCCAGAUCUGUGCUCUUGACUCAGUGGUCUCUCCUCAGCCCACCUCGGGUGACGCCACCCCAGUCGUCCCCCUCCCCGCAGCCGCCAGCCACGACUCAGGCCCAUCGGCAGGGGGAGCGUCGCCGGGAGCUGGUGCAGUCACAGACGCUGCCCCGCACCUCGGGGGCACAGGCCCGGAAGGAUCGCCAGUGUGGGAAGUACACAGGGGGCCUGGAGGCUGGAAGGGGGCUGGUCCUGCCGGACCCCAUCACUGGACGCAGUGCAGCUGGGACACGGGGCACACGCCUGGACGUGGGCGUGGGGCUGGGAGGUUGCCUGCCGACAGAGCAUCUCCCUGGGGGGAAGGGCGAGACCCGGGCAAAGCUGAAGCGCUCACAGAGCUUCGGAGUGGCCAGCGCCAGCAGCAUCAAGCAGAUUCUGCUCGAGUGGUGUCGCAGCAAGACCAUCGGCUACCAGGGGAGUUUAAUUCUUUCACACAGGAGUCCGCUGAGACUACUUCUGUACACGGAUGUGGAGUCAAAUGGAGAGCUGCCUGCAGGGCCAUACGAAGAUGUUGCUGUUCCACGUCAAGUUCUGCAGGAGGCCCCCUAUCAGCCUCCAGAGAGCCCUGAGGAGGUGGAACCUUCUCCAGUCCAGGAGGAAGCUGCGUCUCAGCCUCCAGAGAGCCCCGAGGAGGUGCAACCUUCACUUGAGCAGGAGGCCCAGGCUCAGCCUGCAGAGCAUCCUGAGGAGGCGGAACCUCCUCCAUUCCCUCAGGAGGCCCAGGCUCAGCCUGCAGAGCGCCCUGAGUAUGACUCUGCCCCACUCCAGCAAGAGGCCCCAGCGCAAGUUCCGGGGUCCCCUGGUGAGAAUGUACCUCAGUUUCCAGCGAGUGAAGAGGCAGCAGCUCGACCUGGAAGUAACUAUCCAGCUCACUCCAAGCUGUCCAGUGUUACACUUAAACCUGUGGAUUUGGAACUUAUGGUCACUCCAGAGCCUGCUAAGGAAGGCGAGUUUACCGCAGCCCAGCAGGAGCCCCGGCCUCAGCCUCCUGAAUAUUCUGUGGAGGCAGAACCUUCUCCAACCCCGCAGGAUGCCACAGGUCAGCCUCCAGAGCCUCCUGAGGAAGCUGAGCCUUCUCCAGGUGAACAGGGACGACCGGCUCAGCCUUAUGAGCCUAAUGGGGAAGUUGUACCCUUCUCAACCCAGCAGGAGAGCCCAGCUCAGCCCACAGAGCAUCCUGAGGUGGUGAACCCAGCCACCCAGCAGGAGAGCCCAGCUCAGUCUCCAGCAGAGAUAGAGCCUUCCGCAACCCAGCAGGAAAGCACAGCUCAGCGUCCACAGUCUCCCGCUGAGGCCGAACCCUCUCCAGCUCAUUCUCAAGAUCAUGUGACAACAGCUUCUCCUCCAGGCCAGGAUCAAGCUCAGUCUCUGCAGUGGCCCAGUGUCACUGUUAAACCUGUGGACCUUGCACUCACCAUAACUUCAGGGCCCACAAGUGAAGCUGGACCUUCUCCGCCCCAACAGGAGGCCUCAUCUCAGUCUGCAGGGUCCCCUGAGCAGUUGGAACCGUUACUGGUCGAGCAGGAGGUUCCGGAACAGCCUCCAGCCCCCUCAGGAAAUGGUGAACCUUCUCCAGUCCAGCUUGAGCCCCCAACUCAGCCUCCAGAGACCUCUACAGCUGCCACAGCUCAACAUCCAGUACAUAAUGAGGUGACGUUCUCACCUGCAGGGCCAGGUGAAGCUCAGCAUCCAGUGAUGCCUAGUACCAUAGGCAAACCCCUGGAUCUCACAGUUGUCAUCACUCCAGAGCCUGCUAAGGAGGCUGAAAGUUCCCCAGAGCAGCAGGAGGGCUCUGCUCAUUUUCCCGUUUCCCCCGAGCAGGCUGAAAUUUCUCCAGUCCAGUCUAAGCCUCUUUCUCCGUCUCCGGAGCACCCUGGGAAGGUUGAAUCUCCCAGGACAACAAGAGGCCACAGCUCAGACUACAGGUCCCCCUGAGGGGGUGGGGCUUUCUUCGGUCCAGGAGGAAGCCCCGUCUCAACCUCCAGAGCCACCUAAGGAGGUUGAGAUGACAGUUGGAAGACCAGGACAGAAUCACGCUCAGCAUUCCAGCUCGCCCAGUGUCACUCAUAAAGCUUUGGACCUGGGGCUGACCGAGGCCUGGCUCAGACGCAGCAGCCUGAGGGCACCAGGGAGGCCCGGCUGCAGCAGGGGCGGUGGGGUCUGUCCUCUCCCACCCUCAUCUCAGCAUCAGGAAAAUCUGUUCACUGUAGACUGGAGGGACUAGGGGCUGGAGACGGGGGAGAGCCAUGAAAACAGCUCCUUCCUUAAAAGAAAGGGUGGACAAAUCACUCCAUCGUUACUCUUCGUGUCUAGGGAGACAGAGAGAUGGAAAGAGAGACCAGGGUAAGGACUGAGACAAGAAUGAAAAAUACAGAGAAGCACAGAAGUACAGAGAGUCUAGACAGAAAGGUGCCAAGACAGAAAUAGAUACAGACACUGGGAGACAGAGAAACACACACCUGGAGGGUGUCUGGAUGGAAGGUGCUGGGAGACGGGGUGGGGCUGAGUCAGAACUGAUGUGGGGGGAUGGUCGUGCAGGAAGCCGAGCCGCUGAGGCCCUGAGGGUUUGGGGUCCUUGGGGAGUCUGGGACAGAAGGGCCUAGAGCCACGGGUUCCCCACCUACCAGUAUGGCCUAUCCAAGGACGGGGCUGGGGCUGAAGUAGGUGUGCGGAAGUGUAUCCAGUCCCCUCCCAAGGCUGCUGGCCUGGGGUCCCUGGAGCUGGGGACAGGUGCCUGCCUUUCCGCGUCCUCCUCCCGAAC